UGUCCAAAGUUAUCAUUGGGGUGUAAAUAGAAUCGCAAGCCACUAAAUCCUAAACCCUGCUUACCCUGCAGGGGUGAGAGGCUUAAGCCUGAAACUGAAUCAAAUCUUUUAACGAGAUGAAGUUUAGGGCUUCACAUAGAGUCUGUAUAUUCUCUCACUCUACACACCUCAAUUCCCUCCAUAACCAGCGACGAUGCUUCGCUUCAUUUCUUAAAAAACUCCAUAAAACCCCUCAAGCUCGCUCCUUUUCCAAUGGCGGAGGUGGUGGUUCUAAAGGUGAUUCUUUUCUCUUGCCUGGUGCAACGGUGGCUACUUUGCUUAUGCUUGGUGCUCUGCAUGUUCGUCGGAUGUAUGAUGACAGGAAGGUUGAGGAGGCACUGGAGAAGGGAACGGAAUUUGAGUUUCAACCUGAUGUAAAAUCUACAUUUUUAAGAUUGCUGCCUUUGCGCUCCAUUUCCAGAUGUUGGGGUUUAUUGACCAGUGUGGAAAUCCCAGUCUCUCUACGUCCGUAUGUUUAUGGAGCGUGGGCUCGAGCAUUCCAUUCAAACUUGGAAGAAGCAGCUCUCCCUCUGGAUGAAUACACAUCUUUACGAGAGUUCUUUGUUCGCACCUUGAAAGAAGGUUCCAGGCCUAUUGACCCUGACCCACGAUGUCUGGUUAGUCCAGUGGAUGGUACUGUAUUACGAUUUGGGGAGCUUAGAGGAGCAGGGGCUAUGAUUGAGCAAGUCAAAGGUUUUUCUUAUUCAGUUUUUUCCCUGCUCGGUGCAAGCUCCUUUCUUCCUUUGAUAGCUAAAGGAGAUGUGCAUGAGGAGAGUAGUGAACCAGAAAAUGCUUCCAGGGAGAAGAGUAAGAAGUCAUGGCUGAGAGUUUCAUUGGCUUCUCCUAAAGUUUGGGACCCUGUAUCAACAUGUCCUAUAAAAGGCCUCUUUUAUUGUGUAAUUUACUUGAAGCCUGGAGACUAUCAUCGCAUACAUGCACCAGCUGAUUGGAAUGUUCUUGUCCGCCGUCAUUUUUCUGGUUGUCUACUUCCUGUAAAUGAACGUGCAACAAGAACUAUCAGAAACCUUUAUGUUGAGAACGAACGGGUUGUGCUUGAAGGUUUAUGGAAAGAAGGAUUUAUGGCACUUGCUGCUGUUGGAGCAACGAAUAUUGGUUCAAUUGAGCUUUCCAUUGAACCGGAACUUCGGACAAACCAGGCAAGAAAGAAGUUACUGCACUCAGAGCCUCCAGAAGAACGGAUAUAUGAACCUGAUGGUAUUGGUAGGACGCUCAAGAAAGGAGAUGAGGUAGCUGCGUUCAACAUGGGAUCAACUGUUGUGCUUGUCUUCCAGGCUCCCAUAUCACUAUCACAAGAAAAUGGGGAUUCCUCAUCAGAGUUCAGGUUUUCGGUCCAACGUGGGGAUAGAGUCCGUGUCGGGGAAGCCUUAGGGAGGUGGCGGGAUCAGUAGUUUAACUUUUUCGAUUAAUGAGAGCAAUACAGGUUCCAGUUAUGGGAAUAUAUUGAAAGAAACUUGGAUGUUCAUAAAACUCCUCCACAAUCUACCAAGCUAGCACUUUCAUGGAGAUUAGAAAAUGAAUAUGAGAUAAGAAACUACCAUAUAGCUAGGUGAUUAUUGAAUGGGAGUGGUUUGAUGUGUCGUUGUUUGCGUCGAAUGUUAGGAAAUUCUUACAUAUUUGUCCAUCUAAUUAUGUGAGGUGAUUUGAUACUAAUAUGGUCUGUUCAUUAAUCAUCUCAUAAUUGGGUUUACUAUCA
Molecule: messenger RNA, 1753 nt
Organism: Prunus dulcis (almond)
Lineage: Eukaryota; Viridiplantae; Streptophyta; Magnoliopsida; Rosales; Rosaceae
Product: phosphatidylserine decarboxylase proenzyme 1, mitochondrial
Exons: 13
Coding region: 117-1448 (443 amino acids)
Biological process (GO): phosphatidylethanolamine biosynthetic process
Cellular component (GO): mitochondrion
Molecular function (GO): phosphatidylserine decarboxylase activity
Source: RefSeq, a predicted model, not a curated record